UUCUGUGUAAUAGGCCGAGACAAUUACACGGAUUUCAAAAGCACAAUUGAACGACAGAAAAGGUGUCCAUGAUGUCCGAGGCGCAGUCGGGUGUAGCGGAGGGAGGUCUAUCGCCACGAACAGGCCGCUCUAGUCGUUCGUGUUCGAUCCCUGUGCCGGGACACGCUGACCAUCAUUGCGACAGUCCGAGACGAAGUUUCGACGCAAUGACGAGUCAGACAGAGGAAGACCGCCUCGCCGAUGGACGACUGCUAGUCCUGAAAGUCAUCGGUAAAAUUAACCUGAGAAUAGACCGUCGAGAGUACGAUGAUUUGAAGAGUAUUGUCAAACAAAUACCAGGAGAUGUUUUGGUGCUGAUUCUAAACAAGCUUUCCAUCGACCGCCUUUAUCAGGAUGUUCCCAGCAGUUUAGGUGUUGUGGCAGCAGUGUACCAGAAAAUAAGCUCUGACUGCGGGGAUCGCUUCCCAGUAGGGAUUUUACGAGGGGACGACUUCAUUCACUAUCUCGUGCGGUAUUUUUCUGAACUCCUCAAAUUUAAUGAUCAAACCUUCUCGAGCGCGCGAUCACGCGAACACAUCAAAACAAUAUUUGCGAUAUGCUUGCAAAAUGACGAGCGUCUGAAAGAGAGGCUGCUAUUAAGAGUAAAACAAUUCGCAAGGGUACUAGAGGGUUUUGCUGAGCAUACGUUAGUAGAAAUAGUCAGUCGAUCCGCAUCUAAGUACUGUCUUAAGCUUCACGAAGCCUUAAGGAUAGAGAUGGAGCGUGCGACUGCGCACUAUAAGGUCGCUUUACACAGGUUUAACGAGGUGUUACAGAGGGUAUCACAUCAAAAUAUCGAUGUAGCUCACGCCGGAGCUAAUAAGGAAGAACUCGAGGAGCGAACAGCGGAGCAUAUGCGUCUUCUUACACGCAAGACCAUAGAGGAUCGUCUCUUCUUCAACCAAUCCGUGCUAAACGCAGUAGAUAAAGGCGCAAGGGGACAGGUUUCUGUCACGCUCUUAGCGGGCAAGCUGGAGUCGCGCGUCAAACACGAUAAAGAAGUACUCCAAAUAGUUAACCAUCUGAAGAAAGAUUUCGGCUGCGUACAUGACGAGGACACAGUUAUAGCGCUGCUGGAGCGAUUCCACAGCGCGUACGGGAUGGUCUACCAGCUGCUCAGCGAGUCUGAGAACGGGUCUUACUCAGGGGGGGAGGAGAGGAGCAUCCCACCCAAGCCCAGGUACGAGACCAUCAGCAUCUCGCUGACGGAGGGAUCCCUGGACGGACUGGAUGAUGCUGCCAGUGACACAGACGUGUUCGAGACGGUCACGCAGCUUGGCGAUGACGUAGAUCUUGACGGCAUCAGUUCAGCACUAAGUUCCACAGACUCAGAAGGCGGAACCAGCCUUGCGCCGAAGGACCGCAAGAGGAGCCGCGCCAGGAAGAUGUCAAAGCGAGCGAGUGUGGAGGAGCUGGUACGGACCAGGAAGGAACUGGAAAUGAAGGAAAAAGAGCUGCAAAAAGCACAAGAGACCAUCCAACAAAUGAAUGAACGGGAGCAGCAAAUGAAAGAGAGACUUGCUGAUCAGGCUCAGCGGCAGCUUCGUAAAGGUGGCAAGUUCGAGGACUUGUCGGAAGCUGAUUACCGUCCGACCAAGCUCGUAGAGGCUUACGAUAACCUGUAUACGCAGACUCGUGUUGAGGCGCUGGAUGGAGUGGAGGAGCUUGAAGUUUUUGAUCGACUUGAGGACAGCACGGACAUCAAGGCCAAGCUUCUUUUUUCUGUCGUUGUGGUAGCUUUUCGUACUGUGACGCGAGCACUGUCUGACAAAGUCCACCGAGUCAAGAAGAUUCUGGACAUACCUGAAGAGCGGCGGUCCCAGCAAGCAGAGGAGAUCAACGAGCAGAUAUCAGCGUACUUCAGAAGCUCUGCAAGUAAUUUCAACAUUAACGGCAUCAAACGGGACGUCAGCUCGCAGUUGUGGAAAACCCUGUACGACUUCCCUGAGCUGCAGGUUUGCAUGAAGCUUCAGCUUUUUAUCGAAGAGUGUGUGGACGUCGCGUGGAGGUUAUCGGUGCAGACCCCGCCCAUGGUGAUCGAGUACGAGAGCACGGUCUUCUCCGGAAAGAAGCAUACGAGAUUCUACACCUCUGAUAUGGAGGCCGACAAUAUCAAGUUUUAUGUGUGGCCGGCACUCAUGGACAAAGACAACGAAACAGUGCAUUACAAAGGUGUCGUAGUCACGUGACACAACUAUGUGUGACCGUCACUGAUGGACAAGGACAACCAAAAAUAGUGAUGUUAUGUUUAGUUUUUGGACAAAGCAGUUUAACCUCACUACAAAUGUAUUUCAAGAUAAUGUCCCAGGCUUAAACCGUAGCCAAAUCUAAACAAUGACCAGGGCAUACUUCUUAUACUAUCCUAUCGCCCGUGUUUGAAGGGUAAAAAAGAAAAUUCUACUAAAUGUUACUUCAUGAGAGGUCCGGGAAGACAAAGAAGAAUCACCGGUAAAUGGCUUAAAUGGAUUUGGUCACACGCGAUCAAUAGCUUGGUGUGAUAUAGCUCGGCCUAAGAUGCUUGAAAAAGUCGAAAUUCAAAGGCCUUUGGUCAGGUUAUAGUACUUUUAUGUUAGCUUGUUUAAAAUGGCUAACGAAUAAUUGAUAAGUUGAAGAUGCA
Molecule: messenger RNA, 2656 nt
Organism: Nematostella vectensis (starlet sea anemone)
Lineage: Eukaryota; Metazoa; Cnidaria; Anthozoa; Actiniaria; Edwardsiidae
Exons: 6
Coding region: 69-2228 (719 amino acids)
Biological process (GO): mitophagy by internal vacuole formation; mitochondrial protein catabolic process
Cellular component (GO): mitochondrial outer membrane
Source: RefSeq, a predicted model, not a curated record